AUGUCUAUAAAACAUGAGAAAUGGAUGGCUCAACAUGGAUUCUUCUAUGAGAAUGAGGAAGUAAAGGAAGCUCGGUUUCAAAUAUUUAAAGAAAAUGUGCGGCUUAUUGAGAGGCAUAAUCAAGAAGGGAAUCACACGUACAAGCUUGGAAUAAACAAAUUUGCAGAUCUAACAAAUGAAGAGUUCUUUGCUAAGUAUGCAAAAAAUUCUAUCGCAUCGCUUAAGGUAGCAUCAUUGAAUCAAUCAUCUUUUGUAUACAAAAAUAUGAAAGAUAUACCAGCUAGUUUUGAUUGGAGGGAUCACAAUGCUGUUACAGCGGUUAAGGAUCAAGGAAGAUGUGGAAGUUGUUGGGCAUUCUCAGCCGUUGCUACUAUUGAAGGCAUAAUAGCCAUCCGAUCAGGCAACCUAAAUGAAUUAUCAGAGCAACAUAUUUUGGAUUGCAAUUACAAGCACGAAGGCUGCAAUAGUGGAACACAAAUUAAUGCAAUUGAUUUCGUUAUUAAAAAUGGAGGUCUAGCAUCUGAGACCGACUAUCCUUACACGGGAAUUCCAACAUCAUGUGCCAAUAACAAGCAAUCUUCUCUUUCCUCAAAGAUCACUGACAUUGGUUUUAUCCCUUUUAAUAAUGAGACAGCAUUGUUAGAGGCCGUAGCUAACCAACCUGUCUCGGUUGACGUUGACAUCACAACCUGGCAAUUUUAUCGAUCUGGGGUUUUGACAGGGAAGUGUGGAACUAAUUUAAAUCAUGCAGUUGCACUAGUUGGUUAUGGCGAAAGUAAAGAUGGAGUUAAGUUUUGGUUAGUCAAGAAUUCAUGGGGACUAGGAUGGGGAGAGGAUGGAUAUAUGAAACUACAUAGAAAUAUAGAUGCUAAGGAAGGCAUGUGUGGUAUAGCAAAGCUUGGUUGCUAUCCAAUUGCAUGA
Messenger RNA from Salvia hispanica, 921 nucleotides. The record is from RefSeq and is a predicted model, not a curated record. Lineage: Eukaryota; Viridiplantae; Streptophyta; Magnoliopsida; Lamiales; Lamiaceae.